UCGACGGCUAUUUUUAUGCAUAUUAAUAGUGAGAUAUGCUUUCCUCUCAAACAACCCAAAGACUAAACAAACGUCUAACACAUCAUUAGUUUGUAUUUUUUCAUUCAAUAAUCAAAUGAGUGAUUCAUUCAAUGUAUUUGUAAAACCAAUUGACAACAAAUCGCCCAAAAGAUUGUCAAUAAAAAACAUAACAAACAAUACAUCGAUUCGUAACAUAUUUUGUUGUUUUAUUGAUUAAAACCUAUAAUACAGUUGACUGUAAUCACUGUCUGUCAUAUCACACAUCCGAUUGGAUUUAGUUGUUGUGUCAAAACCAUGACUGAAGUGAUUCGCUUCCAACAGACGGAUCACGAAAUCAAGGGAUGGCUUUACAAAUGGACUAAUUAUCUCAAAGGUUACCAAAAGAGAUGGUUUGUCCUCUCAAAUGGUUUGCUCUCGUAUUACAGGAACCCGAUGGAGAUGAGUCAGUCGUGUCGCGGAUCCAUAAGUCUAGUAUCAGCUGUGAUUCAUACAGAAGACUCAUGCAAUUUCGUGGUCGCAAACGGAGGCACUACUCAAACGUUUCAUUUAAGAGCCGUUAAUGAGAUUGAACGACAAAAAUGGGUGACCGCUCUUGAAUUGGCCAAAGUUAGGGCCAUUAGACAACUCGACUCAGAAGACGAUGACGUCUACGAUAUGAAUAGCGACAAAAAUGAGUUGCAAACUGUGCUCAAAUGUUUGGCCACCAAAUUAGACACACUUCAUACGUGUCACGAUGUUAUCAUAAAACAUGGAUCAGCUCUUCAGCGAUCGCUUAUCGAAAUGGAACAAUUAGAUAAUCCUAAUGAUGCCAUAAAUAAAAGUAAAACAGUCAACGAAAGAGCCACUCUUUUUCGUAUAACAUCUUCGGCUAUGAUUAAUGCCAGUGCAGAGUAUCUAACAUUAGCUCAAACUCAGGCCAAGAAAUGGCAAAAACUCUUACAACACGAACACGAGUCACGUCUGAGAUUAGAAGAACUGGUGGAACAGUUGGCGAAACAGCACUCACAUCUGGAACAGAGAGCUAUUAAACAGGUGGCCAACUCUAACACAUCUAACAUUAACUCCAAUAUCAAUUCAGAUGAUGAUGAAUUUUAUGAUGCGGAGGAAACUACCGCUGACUUCAUCGUUUCUUUUCCGGGAAAAGCGCACCGAAUCAGUAACGCAACAAACGUCCAAACGAUAUCUAAAGUAAAACAAAGUUCAAUCACUUCAUUACCUGCUGAGCACAACCACUCUGAUGAAUCUUCUGGCAGUGAGGUGAGUGAUGGCGAGUGUGAAGAGUCAGCCGCCGGUGUUAUUACGCGCAAAAAAUCGCGACAUAAGAGUUUAAAUUUUAAAGAUUUAAAUUCAAGUAAUAUUGUAACAAAAGUAGUCAAUGAUCCCAAUGAUGGCGACUCUACAAAGUCUUCGAGUACACCAACUACUCCUUUAUCGACAGUUGAUAGAGUAGAUCAAUUUGGUGGUGAUAAUGGUAGCAUAUGUAGGCGUCAGCGACGCACAACAAUACCUGAGCGCCCAAAUCAAAGCUUAAAUUUAUGGUCUUUUAUGAAGAAUUGUAUCGGAAAAGAGUUAACCAAAAUUCCAAUGCCUGUUAACUUUAAUGAACCACUUUCUAUGCUUCAGAGACUUACUGAAGACUUUGAAUACGCAGAUCUAUUACAUAAGGCUUCCAAAGUGAAGGAUAGCUGUGAACAGUUGACAUACAUUGCAGCCUUUAGUGUGACUACUUAUGCUACCACUAGUAAUAGAACCGGAAAACCAUUUAAUCCUCUUUUAGGAGAGACUUACGAAUGUGAUCGAACUGAAGAUCUUGGAUGGAAGUGUUUCUCUGAACAGGUGAGCCAUCAUCCGCCUGCUUUAGCCUCACAUUGUGAAGGAAAAGGUUGGACAUUAUGGAGAGAGUUCUCAAUUUCGAGUAAAUUUAGAGGAAAAUAUCUCCAAAUAACACCUCAAGAUAUAACACACGUUGAGUUUGAGGCCAGUGGUAAUCACUAUACUUGGAAAAAAGUUACGACAACUGUUCACAAUAUAAUUGUCGGAAAACUAUGGGUUGACCAUCACGGGGAUAUGACUAUUACUAAUCAUACUACUGGUGAUAAAUGUCACCUUAAAUUUAUUCCUUAUAGUUACUUCUCAAGAGAUAUUCCACGAAAAGUGACGGGUGUUGUAGUAGAUAAAGAGGGAACUCCUAAAUGGGUCCUUCAGGGUACGUGGGAUAAUAAAAUAGAGUCGGCCAAAGUCAUAAAUAGUCACGGCUCGGCCAAAGGAGGCAAACCGAUCAUUGAGACGGCAACUCCUAAAGUGAUUUGGAAACGUGUAUUUCCUUCCGCCGAAUAUGAUCGCAUGUAUAACAUGACUCUACUCGCUGUACAACUCAAUGAACCCGAACCGGGUGUCGCACCCACUGAUAGUCGGGUAAGACCUGAUCAGAGGCUUAUGGAAGAAGGAAAAUGGGACGAAGCGAAUGCUGUUAAGGGAGUUCUUGAAGAGAAACAGCGAACUGUUCGUCGACAGCGCGAAGAGGAGGCAGAGAAGGCGACUAAUGAGGGCCGACCUUAUAUGCCUUAUGAUCCCAUUUGGUUCACUAAAUCUAAAGAUCCCAUCACUGGUAAUCCGGUUCACAUGUUUUCAGGAGAGUAUUGGCGCUGUAAAGACAAACAAGACUGGUCUCGAUGUCCCAAAAUAUUCUUAGAGUAAAGUCUUGUUAAAAAAAAUAUAAUUUUCAGUGCCUUUGCUUUCGUUAAAAAAAUGAAUGGAUGUUUCAAUUGGU
Oppia nitens is the source of this 2791-nucleotide messenger RNA. RefSeq names its product oxysterol-binding protein 2-like (gene Osbp). Gene Ontology annotation, cellular component: intracellular membrane-bounded organelle; membrane; cytosol. The coding region runs from base 316 to 2718 and encodes 800 amino acids. Gene Ontology annotation, molecular function: sterol binding. The transcript is spliced from 5 exons. The record is from RefSeq and is a predicted model, not a curated record. NCBI's taxonomy places the organism in Eukaryota, Metazoa, Arthropoda, Arachnida, Sarcoptiformes, Oppiidae.